AUGGACAUGAUGGCAAAACAGCUGUCCCAGAUCGCGGUUUCUUUGAAUGAGAUGUGGGGAAAUGAAGGAAAACUUCCUGCCACGGUCAAGCCACCCGACCGAGCAAACAUUAGUCACAUUACCUUGAGAUCCGGGAGGGGCUAUGAAGGACCGACAUUGGAGAUCGACGAAGAAAUAUCCGCACAGGCAAAUAAAGGGAAGGAGAGUCAGGUGUUUCAAGGAAAUAGCCCUGGACCCAGGGAAGUUCCUGUUCAGGAUGACCUCCAGAAAGGAGAUUUAGGGGGAUCUCUACCUCGGGAAGCUGAUCCAUUUUUCCUAGAUCCAGAGCCUGAGUUAGUAAGUAAGGAAGAAAGUGGGGAAGCUGGCGAAAUCCCGGCUGGGAGUUCCACAAAUGCGGUGAAGCGAGCAAAGUCGUUUCCACACCGAGGAGAAGCAAAGAAAAAGAAGGAUGAUACAGAGGACCUCAUGAAGAUUUUUAGCAAACUGGAAAUCAAUCUGCCCUUUUUGCAAGCCCUGAAGAUGCCUGCCUUUAGCAAGUUCAUCAAGGAAUUCAUAGCUGGGAAGACCAAGCCAGACGGGAAGAUUGUGAUAGGGGAGAACGUAUCAGCUGUGAUACAAAAGAAAAGGAUGCCUUCGAAAUGCACAGACCCAGCAAUGAACACAAAGAAAUUGACAGAUGAUGAACUAACAGAGUCCAUCAUGGAGUUUUGCGGAAAUCCCGAGUCAGCUCGAUCAAGGGGAUCAGCCCAUGUGGCUAGUCUGGAGAAUUCUCCUGGGUCUGGGAAGGAGACAUUACCCGAAAUUGCAGAAAAAAAUCCCUUGCCCCAGGAGACGAAUAACACUAAGAAAGAACUGAAGACGCUUCCACCAGGUCUCAUGUAUGCUUACUUGGAAGAGAAUGAGACAUUCCCAGUGAUAGUCAACAGUAACUUGACCGAGGAGCAGGAGAAGGAACUUUUGGAAGUAAUCAAGCGGAACAAGAAAGUAAUAGGGUGGACUCUCUCUGAUUUAGUAGAAAUCAGUCCUGAUCUUUAUAUGCACCACAUCCGUUUAGAAGAGGGUGCUAAGGCUCACCGAGACGCACAACGGAAACUGAAUCCGAACAUGCGAGAGGAAGUUCUGAAGGAGGUUGUUAAGAAUGAAAAGAACGAGUUGGUGCCCACUAGGCUUGUGACUGAAUGGAGGAUGUGCGUCGAUUAUAGGAAGCUGAAUGAGGCCACGAAGAAGGAUCAUUUUCCCUUACCUUUCAUUGAUCAGAUGUUAGAAACAUUGGCUAGCAAACAGUAUUUUAGUUUCCUUGAUGGCUAUUUCCAUAUCUACGUUAACCCAGAGGACCAAGGGAAAACCACAUUCACGUGCCCUUUUGGAAUACAGGUGGACAAGGAAAAGGUAGACGUAAUAUCAAAGUUACCUUACCCCACGAACCAAAAGGAAGUUAGAGGCUUCCUGGGUCACGCGGGAUUUUAUAGAAGGUUUAUCAGGGAUUUCGCGAAAAUAGCGCAACCGCUCACUCAUUUAUUGCACAACGAUGUGGAAUUCGUCUUUGACGAAGGAUGCAAGAAGGCAUUUCAGUUGCUCAAGGACAGACUCGUGUCAGCACCAAUUAUCAGGGCGCCAGACUGGAAUCAUCAUUUUGAGAUAAUGUGCGACGCGAGUGAUUUCGCUGUGGGAGCUGUCUUAGGGCAAAAGAUAGACGGAAAAAGUUAUGUGAUCUUAUAUGCAUCCAAGACUCUAAAUCAAGCUCAAAAGAACUAUGAUACCACGGAGAAGGAAAUGUUGGCUGUCGUGUACUCAUUUGAGAAGUUCCGACCCUAUCUGCUUGGGUCGAGGGUUAUAGUUUUCACAGAUCACGCAGCGAUAAAGUACUUACUGGCUAAGAAAGAGUUUAAACCGAGGUUAAUCCGUUGGGUGUUGCUUUUGUAG
Salvia hispanica is the source of this 1923-nucleotide messenger RNA. Lineage: Eukaryota; Viridiplantae; Streptophyta; Magnoliopsida; Lamiales; Lamiaceae. The record is from RefSeq and is a predicted model, not a curated record.